CUGGGGUUUGGCCGUUUGGGAUAAAUGUUUUAAGGCCAAUCAAUUUGUUUCCGCAUUCAGGUCGCCGUCUUUCCCUCUUGGCUUUUCAUAAUUCGUUAUCCUGCAGUGGUCUCCGGCAACGAUCAAUCGCUGAGGCGGCCAAUCUUUGUAGCCAUUGCAGCUAAUUCUUAUCCCCUGCACUACUGACCCAUUUCUACGGUGCUGGAUUUCUCCAUGAAAGACGAACAUCAACCUGUCAUCCCGGGAUUGCCAGAUGACUUGGCUAUGCGUUGUCUGGCGAAGUUGUCUCACGGAUAUCAUGGGGUUCUUGAAAGCGUCUCACAAAGAUGGAAACAUUUGAUUAGCAGCUCAGACUAUGCACACUAUAAAGCUAAAGAAGGAUGGUGUGGUGAUUGGUUGUUCGUUCUCACCGAGCAGUCCCAAAGGCAGUGGGUUGCCUAUGAUCCUGAUGCAGACAGAUGGCAUCCUCUGCCUAAGAUUUCAGGAGAGUAUGCAGAUUGGCAGCACUUUGGAUUUUCUUGUGUUUGUGUUCAGAACCGGCUCUUAGUGAUUGGGGGAACUCAUGCACAACAGGAUUUGUCAAGUUGCCAAAAGCCUUCGGUAACUAAUCAGGUGCUUCAGUUCGAUCCAUAUAAGAAACAGUGGACUAGUGUUGCAAGAAUGCGGACCCCACGCUCACAGUUCGCUUGCAGUGUUGUUUCUGGGAAGGUUUAUGUAGCAGGGGGUCGCAACUUAUGCUGCACCAGAGGGCUUUCGCUUGCUGAGGUUUAUGAUCCUCUAACCGAUAAAUGGGAGGAAUUGCCUGCUAUGCACAUACCACAAGUGGAUUGUUUAGGCUUGUCAUAUCGAGGAAAGUUCCAUGUUUUAAGUGACCAGGUAGGCCUGUCAGAUGUGAAUACAUCUCAAGUUUUUGAUCCUUCAAACACAACAUGGGCAACGGUGGAGGACGUCUGGCCUUUCUCCCGGGCAAUGCAAUUUGCAGUUCAGGUUAUGGGCGAUGGGCAAGUGUACACAGUUGUCGAUUGGGGUGAGAGCCUCAUUAAGACGAGGGACUCCGAAGAUGGAGAGUGGUACAAUGUCGGUUCUGUCCCUGCUGUCAUCCUAAAUAACCAUGCACGUGCAUUAGAAGCCUUUGCCUACGGGUUUGCUUCCUUGAGAGGUGAACUAUAUGUGUUGGGGGGAAAGGUUCUCAAGUGGGAAGAAGCAGGAGCUGGGAGGUUUGACAUCGUGCGAUUGGCUCUGGUUAGGGUUUGUGAUCCCAAGGUCAGGCCACUGAAGUGGAAAGAAACUCGGCCGAUGUGUGGGUUUGCACGUGGCUGUAUACUGGGAUGUGCUUCCUUGGAGCAGGAAGAAUCUGUAUGAUCCAAGGUUAUAUUGUCUAGAUGACUGCUACCUCGUUUGCAAGUUACAGUCGAAGGAGCGUGGAAGCCUUCUACCGAUUUCAGGAUGAUGUAUCUGCAAUAUGAUUUCAUGAUCUUUGAGGUGGAUGCAAUCCAGACGUGCCACGUCGGCGGCGAGGUGUAUAUUAUGUAUUUCUUCAUGGUGUUUAAGAACCUCGAAACAAAUAACUUUAGACUAGAUUGUAUAAACUGUCGUUACUGGCUCACCAUUGACUUCGUCUGCUGAGUCUUGGCUGGAAGUAUGUACCUUUACUACUGUACCAAAAUUCCUGACUGUACCAUAUGUAAGAAAUUUGCAGAAAGGUUGCUUCAGCUCCUAGAUGUGUUCUUAUUUACUCCUAUAGUGUUGUUCAAAUAAUUAAAGAGUGGUGCUUGAAUCAUUUGAAUCGUCUGAAAUUGUUCUAAGCAUAUUUUAGUAGUAGC
Linum tenue is the source of this 1823-nucleotide messenger RNA. Lineage: Eukaryota; Viridiplantae; Streptophyta; Magnoliopsida; Malpighiales; Linaceae. The record is from the annotation of a GenBank genome assembly.